AUACUUGAGCUCUCGUUAUUUUCUCAGUCACGAGUUUUUUUCAGAGAUCGACGAAGAACAAAAUUUAGGCGAAAAAAAAAUAAAAUGCUGGCUAGGGUUUGUAGAUUCAAGUCGUCUUCUUCUUCUUCUUCUUCUCCUGCUGUGUCUGCGGCUAGAUUGUUCUGUACGAGAUCGAUUCGUGAUACUCUGGCCAAGGCAAGCAGGGAUGGAGAGAGUUGCGAAGCAGGUUUUGGAGGAGAGAGUUUGAAGCUGCAAAGUGGGUUUCAUGAAAUCAAAGGGUUAGAUGACGCGAUUGAUUUGUUCAGUGAGGAUGAAACGCCCUGAUCUCGUGAUUUCUCUCCUUAAGAAAGAUGGAAAUGGCGGCGCAUUCCACGUGAUGCAUACAGCUUCACUAUUCUGAUAAAAUGUUUCUGCAGUUGCUCUAAGCUGCCCUUUGCUUUGUCUACGUUUGGUAAGCUCACCAAGCUUGGGUUUCAUCCCACUGUUGUUACCUUCAACACCCUGCUCCAUGGUUUAUGUGUGGAAAGUAGGGUUUCUGAAGCCUUGGAUUUUUUCCAUCAAAUGCGUAGACCAAAUGUCAUAACGUUCAACACACUGAUGAACGGUCUUUGCUGCCAGGGUCGAGUUGUCGAAGCCGUAGCUCUGCUUGAUCGGAUGGUGGAAGAUGGUCUCCAGCCUAUCCAGAUUACUUAUGGAACAAUCGUAGAUGGGAUGUGUAAGAAGGGAGAUACUGUGUCUGCACUGAAUCUGCUGAGGAAGAUGGAGGAGGUGAACCACAUCAAACCCAAUGUGGUAAUCUAUAGUGCCAUCAUUGAUGGCCUUUGGAAAGACGGACGUCAUAGCGACGCUCAAAAUCUUUUCAUUGAAAUGCAAGAGAAAAAAGUCUUUCCCAAUUUAUUUACCUACAACUGUAUGAUAACGGGUUUUUGUAGCUCUGGUAAAUGGAUCGACGCGGAGCAGUUGUUGCACGAAAUGUUAGAACGGAAGAUCAACCCUAAUGUUGUAACUUAUAAUGCUUUGAUCAAUGCAUUUGUCAAGGAAGGCAAAUUCUUUGAGGCUGAAGAAUUAUACGAUGAGAUGCUUCCAAGGGGUAUAAUCCCUAGUAGAAUUACAUAUAAUUCAAUGAUCGAUGGGUUUUGCAAACAUAAUCGUCUUGAUGCUGCGGAACACAUGUUUUAUGUGAUGGCUACCAAGGGCUGCUCUCCGGACGUAAUCACUUUCAAUACUCUAAUAGAGGGAUACUGUAGAGCUAAGAGGGUAGAUGAUGGAUUGGAACUUCUCCAUGAGAUGACUGAAACAGGAUUAGUUGCUAACACAGUUACUUACAACACUCUUAUUCACGGGUUCUGUCUGGUGGGCGAUCUUAAUGCUGCUCUAGACCUUUUACAGGAGAUGAUUUCUAGUGGCGUGUGCCCUAAUGUCGUAACUUGUAACACGUUGCUGGACGGUCUCUGCGAUAAUGGGAAACUAAAAGAUGCAUUGAAAAUGUUUAAGGCUAUGCAGAAGAGUAAUAUGGAUAUUGAUGCUAGUCAUCCUUUUAAUGGUGUGGAACCUGAUGUUCAAACUUACAAUAUAUUGAUCAGCGGCUUGAUCAAUGAAGGGAAGUUUUUAGAGGCUGAGGAAUUAUACGAGGAGAUGCCCCUCAGGGGUAUAGUCCCAGAUACUAUCACCUAUAUAGCUCAAUGAUCAAUGGACUAUUGAUAUAUGGUGUUUUUCACAUCAUUGUACAUACGUUUUCAUUUGUUUCAAGUCACUAAUUCGUGUCAGUCUAGUCCUUUUUGACCUUUUACAGGUCUGGAGUUAGCAGAAGAAAGAAGAGAAGGUGCCUGAUGAAAAGAAGUCCUUUUGGAGCAUUCCUGCGGAGAACACUCAAGAGAACAGUCCCGAGACUGAUCUCUCUCAAGCGGAACAAGCAGACGGAGUGAUCCGGUGAUUGUUCCAGACAAAUAUGGAAACUCCUAUUUCGGGAAUUGAAGCCCUGUUGCCCUAAUCUCUUUCCUUCUGAUUGGCGCCUCCAUAUAAAACGCCACCUAUCUAUUUUCUAUUUUUUUUACGCUAGUUUUUACAAGAGAACACUGAGUAUUUGCGAUCUGCAACUUGUAAGGGAGAAGAACCAAUCCUCUCAUAGAGAAGAUCAUCUGAACCCUAUUGUUUCAUACUCUGUUCUUAUGCAAUUUUAUUCAGGAUUUAUGUC
This is a messenger RNA of Raphanus sativus (radish), 2194 nucleotides long. RefSeq names its product pentatricopeptide repeat-containing protein At1g64100-like. Gene Ontology annotation, molecular function: protein binding. The record is from RefSeq and is a predicted model, not a curated record. NCBI's taxonomy places the organism in Eukaryota, Viridiplantae, Streptophyta, Magnoliopsida, Brassicales, Brassicaceae.